CUCCGUCGUCCCAAUCAUUCGGAAUUUCCCCUUCCUCCUCUUCCCCUUCUCCGCAUCAUCCAUCACCCAUGGCGGUUUCUCUCUUUGCCCCUCCCCUUCCCCCUUUCUCUCUCUAGAUUCUCUCUCUCUCUUCCCCUUCUCCUUCAUCGGAAAUUACUCAAAUCCCUAAUUCGAUCCGUUUCCAUGGCGAUCGUGACGGGAGAUCGCUAUCUGGAUAAACUGGUGCAGUUCCUCGAAGAGCAAGCCGAGUCUCUCAUCGAAGAGACCAAGGUUCUCAAGCUCAACCCCGCGGGACUUCACUACGUUCAUCUCCGCCUUGAGGCUCUCCAUGAACUCGAGCGCAUGCUCUCUGGUGCUCCCGUCGACUACCUCCGCGCCUACGUCUCCGACCUCGGCGACUUCCGUGCCCUCGAACAGCUCCGCCGUAUCCUUCGCCUCCUCACUUCCCUGAAGGUCGUUUCCACGCUUCCUCCGCCUAUGCGUGAUCCCACGCCUCUCUCCCUUCUUCCUUUUGGUAGGCUUAAGAUCUUGGAGCUCCGGGGCUGUGAUUUGUCCACUUCCGCUGCCAAGGGUUUGCUCGAGCUCAGACACACCCUGGAGAAGAUCAUCUGCCACAAUUCCACUGAUGCUCUGCGACAUGUUUUUGCCAGUAGAAUUGCCGAGAUUAAGGAUUCGGCUCAGUGGAAUAAGCUGGCAUUUGUUUCAUGUGCUUGUAAUCGUCUGCUGCUUAUGGACGAAUCCUUGCAGCUUCUCCCGGUUGUUGAGUCGCUUGAUCUGAGUAGAAACAAGUUUACAAAGGUGGAUAGCCUUCGGAGGUGUACCAAAUUGAAGCACCUUGAUCUGGGUUUCAAUAAUCUGAGAACUAUUUCUCAUUUGAGUGAGGUAUCCUGUCGAAUAGUUAAACUUGUUUUGAGGAACAACGGUCUAACCACCUUACGUGGGAUUGAGAAUUUGAAGUCACUUGAAGGCCUUGAUGUUUCCUGCAAUAUUAUUUCCAACUUUUCAGAAUUGGAGUUUCUUGGCAGCCUUUCAGUGCUGAAAGAUCUGUGGUUGGAAGGGAAUCCAUUAUGUUGCUCACGAUGGUACAGGGCACAUGUCUUCAGCUACUUUGCUUCUCCAAAUGAUCUGAAGCUAGAUGGCAAACUUAUUGGCACCAGAGAAUUUUGGAAGAGGCAAAUAAUAGUUGCCCGUAAACAUAGACAGCCUGCCAGCUAUGGGUUCUACUCUCCUGCUAGAGAUGAUGCUGAAGAUGAGGGAAGUGGUAAUAGAAAGAAGAAAAAGGUUUGUCGACUCGCUUCUAUUGACAGUGAGGAAGAGAGCACCUACAUCAGUUCUGACCAAGAGUCGUUGUCAGGUGAUCUUGAGACUCAAAGCAAAGAGGAGAACGCCAAAUCUGACAAUGAAUCUGAUAUUUUUGAUCUAAUAAAAAAAGUGGAACAUCUGAAGAAAGAACGUUCUGUUCUCUGGUUGAGAGAGUUUAAGGAGUGGAUGGAUCAUUCAUCGGAGGGUUUCUCUGAUGUCAGCAAUGAUAACUGGGGUAUUGAUUGGGAGAAAAGACAUUAUUCAAAGAUUCGAAAAAGCCUUGGACAUCAUGGUGAAACAUCGAGAUAUGCAUUUGGGUCUGUACGAGAUUCAAGAGAUAAGAUCAAGACAGAAAGUUUGGAGGAAAAUUGUUCAUGUGUGGAUCAGCCAAUCGGUAUACACGAUGUUAAAUGUGUUAAUGGUACGGAAAUACGGAAGACAGUUGGUGAUGUCUCUUCAUUAGGCACAUUGAACACAUACUUAAAUCGGAAGCAUCAGAAAUUUUUACAUGAGGAGAUGGGCACUGUGUCAGUUGAACCAAACGAGCUGCAUCCUGAAACGUCUGCAACUCAGAAGCCAACUGGAAAUGGGAACAUGUCAACAUUGGAAUCAAUCCAGGAUAUGGCAGGAUCACUUUUAUCCUCUACCUUCCUUGGUUCACCCCCUCAUUAUCGGAAGGAUGUAUUACAUCGACGUCACAACCUAGUGGAAGAAAUUUUGCAGCUGUCAGCAGAUUCUUAUUCAGUGGCAUCAUCUGAUAGUACAAGCAGCUGCAGUGAAGACGAGUUCUAUGAUUCUGAGCAGUCAAAUCCUGAAGAGGGUCAGUUAGCAAACCAGGAAUUUCUAAAUAGCACAGGAGAACAGCCUCUGUCAGGAGUCUCUAAGGACUAUGUGAAUCGACUAGGAGAGGAGGAUGCAGGAUCUGCCCAAAAAGGGACAUUUUCAUCUUAUUCUCAAGCAGAGGAUAAUAUUAGCAUCGUAAAGACUUGGAGGACAGAUGAAUCAUCGAAAGCAGAGGCCACUAAUUUUCAUUCUGGAUUCCAUAAUGUUGAUCUUGCUUCUUGCAUUAACCAGAUUGACAGUUGGUUUGAGAAAAGGAAAAGCAGAAGGAAACUUAGAAAGAGAGUUGUUUCUUUACUGGAGGAGGAUAGUGUAGUUACUAAUGGAGAAACAUCUAAAAAAAGUGAAGUAAAUAUCAGUGGCUCUGACAAAGAUGAGAGUAUUUCUGAUCAUUUACAAGAAAGUUCCCUGGCUACCGCUUUAAAUUGUAGUAAUAGCGAUAAGAGAUUUUUGGGGGCUGAACAAUCACUUGAAGAAAAAGAUGAUCUAGUCGAUGACUAUUUUAAAAUGAAGCUGUCAGACUCCAGCAUUCAGGAGACUUGUCAGCUUUACUUGCAUUGUGAUUGUAUACUAGAGCGAGAUUCCACUUACGAGCUGAGGGAGGUUAUGUUGUUGUGGAGUGGUCCAGACAAGUUGUAUGUGCUGCUUGUGGAUAUCUCUAUUGACUCGCCAGAAAGCAGCUUACGUUUAUUGUCUUCGCUUAAAAUCGAGGAUAUACAGAACGUUUCAGUUGGUCUAGGACUUCAAGUUGUGAGGCUACAUUUUAGGGAGGAUACCAAGUAUAUCUUCAUAACUAAAAGCAUCGAGAAGACAACAACAUUACUCACUAUCGUACAAGUUUUUGAUUCUCAAGGGGUUGAUAUCUCUAUUGGAAGUUUGGAGCAUGUUCAGGUGGAAUUGUUUGAGAAAGAAAUAUGUGGGGGUUUGAAUCUGAACAUAUUUCAAUACAAUGUUCUCCAUUUUCAGAGCAGCACUCUUGGAGAAGGCGUGUGGCUGCUGCGGUCAAUUUUUGUGGCCGGUAGACAUCUUUUCAUAUGCAUUGAAGACUUCACGCAACUGAGCUCUCUGUCAGUAAAUGCUGCUUCUGCUCCAUAUUUCUCACUCGACUCUUGCUGCUCCAUUUCUGAUGUAUCUGAGAUGGUGGUGAUGGAAUCUAAAAGAAGAAGUUCAUGCUUAGAAUUGAAGAUCAAGCAGAGGCACACCAGACAAAAGAGUGAAGCUGAUUCAGUGAUAUGGAAGCUCAAGUGGUUCAACGCUGAGGAUGCACUCAAGUUUGUGGCUCUACUCAAAGCCCUUCACCAAGAUUUGACGGAAGAACCUUUGCUCAUUAGGCAACUCGGGUAGAAGAUAAGGUGUGUUCAUCCUCUUUAGCCCCCCUCAUUCUAUGUGCAAAUGUAUAUUCUCUACAUCCAUAUAUAUAUAUAUAUACAUAUAGUUCGUAUUCCAUUAAUUUGAUUCUUUUUUAUCCCCUUGGUUUUGAUCAUCUUGCUAAAGUGGUUGUUGGUCUGUUUUGGGUUUGGGAUAUUCUUUGAUUUGGGUGCAUUGUUGGUAGAAACAUGAGAUUUGAAAUGUACAUAGGAUGUAACAUAUAUGUAUGAGAAGCAGUUGGAAUGGAAAUAACCCCCCCGCUUUCUGCGUUUA
Molecule: messenger RNA, 3783 nt
Organism: Tarenaya hassleriana
Lineage: Eukaryota; Viridiplantae; Streptophyta; Magnoliopsida; Brassicales; Cleomaceae
Exons: 11
Coding region: 184-3486 (1100 amino acids)
Cellular component (GO): cytoplasm
Molecular function (GO): protein binding
Source: RefSeq, a predicted model, not a curated record